Messenger RNA from Xyrichtys novacula (pearly razorfish), 12376 nucleotides. NCBI's taxonomy places the organism in Eukaryota, Metazoa, Chordata, Actinopteri, Labriformes, Labridae. The record is from the annotation of a GenBank genome assembly.
ACCUACGCCUCCCUCCCUCCCACUCAGUAAACUACCACACCCCUCUCUUCUUCCUUCCCUUGCCACUUCUACUUCUCACCUGUUAAGUUUACCCUCUCUUCUCCACCAGUCCCCCUUCAUUUCAAGCUCCUCCCUCCACUUUGUUCCUCGUGUGAGCCAGUUUGGGGGUAUAAAGGUAUGCUAAUGUGAAGAAACCUAACUUUUCUGCUCCGGGGAGUGAGGAAGACACGAGGCAGACGCAACAGAGCAAACAGAGGGACUGUCUGAGAGAGGAAAACUGCAGUUUAAAAAGACAAUUGGACUGAAUUCUCGCAGACUUCCUCUGCAACCAUGGGGCUGGGAGUGAGUAUACAACUCUGUCACAUGUUUUGGCCUAACUUUCUAAGAGUCUUUAGUUUUAGACUUGUUACGAUUCCCAGUUUUUAAGCUUAGAUCAAGUUACUGCUUCCUCUUAACAGCCGACAUUACUUAAUUUUGAGAGACGCUCUUAGGAGUCUCUGAAACCCCUUAAACUUUUCCAUACGGAGAGUUUUACGAGCACAUUCCUCUUUAAGAACGACCAACAUAACGUAUAGCGCAUGUUUGAACAGCGACAGUGCCACUCCUUGGCGCCACAAAAGAGGAAGUCUCUUACAUGUACUCAGUGUCAUGCUUAUUGUGCUUUUAUAUGUUUUCCUUCUGCUAUUCAGAGAGGGACGGAUGGCGAGGAAAAGAAAAGCAAAAAAGGAGGCAAAGGGGAGAAAGGGAUGGAUGAUCUGAAGAAAGAAGUUGACAUAGUAAGUACACGAAGAAAUGGAAAAGCAGUGCGCCCUCAUGCCAGGGUGGAAAAUUUGUCUGAAUCACUGCGCUUGAGUAAAACAGGCAUCAAAUUCACAAAGAUGACUCAUACAGGCCGUGGUCACACUCGUGGUCACAGCUGAGACUUACUCCUAAAUCAUGUGAAUAUAGAUCCGCCAAGGCUCUUAUCAGGAUUGUCUCCAGAGUAGUUUGAUCUGUAAAUAACUUUAUCAGCCACAGCCACACAGGUCCUGAAAUAAAAAGGUGUGAAUAUUUGCAGACUGGUGGACACACCUACUUUAUGAAGACCCGAAACACAGAGUUGAUGUGAGGACCCGGUUGUAAUUCCAAAGCCGAAGAUAAUGAUGGUUAUUCCAAGUGGAAAGUUGGACUUUUGAGGGUCUAAACAUGUCCUGAAACUUACCUGACUUUGCAGGUGUUGUAGGCCCAGUGAAAAAUUCCAAAUCUUCCCAUAUCCAAGCAGAACUAAGAUGGUCACGGACAAAAAUCCACAGGUUCCCGUUGUGUCAAAGACAUAAAAACUCCGAACUGUUUGACUUUUCUUUUUUCUUAUAAAAACAACAUUGUUGUUACAACCUCUGCAACGGAUCCACACCCAGCUACCGCCAAGCCCCCACAUGUAUUGAACCCUGAUGUGCGCAAAGGUGCCAGGACACGCCCAAAGCUGCUUGUAGCUUCAUUGUGAUUUUGGAAUUUCCUGCGUUGAACAGUUGCUCUUAAUUUCAACGGAGUCAGCUUUGUUCUGGAUCUGUUGGUAAUUUUCCAACAUCCCAGGCACUUAAAAUCAGGGGAAAAAAAGGUCAGCAAAUAAUUUGACACCAAGGGACGGAUUUACCAAGAUGACAAAUAACGAGUACAAAGCUGUGUGUUCAUCACGUCGAGAAGAAGAACUCUGUUAUUCAAAAAGAAGACCCCAGAGAAGAGAGAGACGCAAUUUCCCGUGUGUUGACAAUGACGUUAAGAGGAAAUACUUUCUAUGUUUAUAUUGUUUGUCUCACUGCAUUCCUCAGGAUGUUGCAAGAGUUCAGGUCUCCUCUCAGAAAACAGAGUCUUCUGCGGAACUUGAAAAUUCAGAUUCAUGUUCUGCUCUACUGCAUUGCGUGCAAAGAUUACAGCAUUUAAGCCGUUAUGGAAAAUAUGAGGUAGGAGGCAGAUAUCAUCACAGAUCAUCGGAAUUACAAUCUAUUCAUUCACUGGCUGGAGGCCUUUUUUUUUAACAACAGUGCCCGGGCAUGAUUGUGCCUGCAUCGCUGGAAUUUAACUUCCAGAUAAACUUUGGUUUGCGUUUGAUCUUUACUCUCAAAGGAAGAUUUGUACAGUAUAAUAAAACUAGAAAAGCACUUGGAGAGCGCAGAUCUCCGCCAAGCAGCUCAUGUCCCCCCUUAUAUUGUGAUUCACACCAAAACUUUUACUGUUACUUGUCUUUUAUUAACUUUAUUUGUGUUUAAACUGGUAUGUUCACUGUUCAUAAUGUUCCUAAAACAAGAAAAGCCCUGACCAGGAUUUGAACCCAGACCAUUCUGGUUGUGAGGCGACAGUGCUAACCACUACACCACUGUGCCGCCUAUCUACACCACUGUGCCGCCCAUUGGUUAUCUUUUAGCACUGAAAAUUCCAACGACACCCUUAUAUUUGUGUGUUCUGGAUCACAGUAUCCAGAAGUUUGUCCGGAUCACCAACAAAAUUUAAUGGGAGACGCACCUCUGGUGAAAAUUUCGGGUCAAUCCAUCUGUUACUUUCUCCGUAAAGUUGCUAACAGACAAACAGACAAACCAAUUCUACCGAAAACAUAACCUCCUUGGCGGAGGUAACCAGAUGGGUGAUGCUGAUGGGACUGAAUAGAUUGAGUCCUCCCAUGUGGACCAAGUUUAUCUCACUUUUGGAAUCAUCAGCAUGUUUUGAGAUUUCCAGAUUGUUGCCUGGUCCAGGUGUCAUCUUUGAUUCCCUUUCCCUCUCUCCUUAGGAUGAUCACAAGCUGUCCCUGGAUGAACUUCACGAAAAGUAUGGAACUGACCUCACCCAGGUAACCCUGCAGUGGAGCACCUCUAAGUCUACUACACACAAUCACAAUGGUCGUAUCACAUUUUAACCUAUUGUUUCCUAUGUUGCGAUGAUUCCAAAAUCAUCCCUCACCUUGUUUUUGUGUCUCUGAUCAGGGUCUUACCACGGAAAGAGCAAGAGAGGUCCUGGCCCGGGACGGCCCAAACACCCUCACACCUCCUCCAACCACACCCGAAUGGGUCAAGUUUUGUAAGCAGGUAAAAAUCGCCUUGAAGUGGAAAUGCCCAGAUGGUUAAAAAAAAACGUAGAUACAUCUUCCAGUAGUACCAGAAGAGUCCUGAAUCAGUCUUUUUGUUUCUUUUGAUUCUAGCUCUUCAGCGGUUUCUCCAUGCUGCUGUGGAUCGGAGCUUUCCUUGGCUUCCUCGCUUACGGCAUUGAGGUUGCCACAACAGAUGAACCUGCUAAUGAUAAUGUAAGGACUUCUCCACCUGUACUUGAGGAGUUACACCCACCAUAAAUGAUUGACUGACUGUUUUCUCUCGCUGCAGUUGUACCUGGGUAUUGUGCUCACUGCUGUCGUCGUCAUCACUGGUUGCUUCUCUUAUUACCAAGAGUCCAAGAGCUCCAAGAUUAUGGACUCCUUCAAGAACCUGGUCCCACAGGUGAGCUUUUCCCGUCAUUUCCCCCCCCUGUAUAAACAAUCUUCAACGAAAGAGCUUAUUAUUGAGUCCUCUGUUUCAAAAUUUGUCCCACAGCAAGCCCUUGUUAUCCGUGACGGUGAAAAGAUGAGUAUCAACGCCGAAGAGGUGGUGUCAGGAGAUCUGGUGGAGGUGAAGGGUGGAGACAGGGUCCCUGCAGAUCUGAGAGUCAUCUCUGCUCAUGGCUGCAAGGUUUGUCCCUCAAAGAACCGCUAUAAUCCACUUUAUAUUCCAAAGGCAGAUCAGAAAGUCAUGUUCACUGUAGGUGCUGGUUUGAAGGUACAAAGGUUUCCAUCAAGUGUUCUGACAUGUAGCUCAUCUGGUUUCCCUCCCCUCUCCUAAAUCCUCUCCCACCCAAGCAGAAUUAAGAGCUUUGGGUACGACAGCUCAAAAGAAAGUCUUCUGUUGACUGACUUUUCUUUCUCUCAUGAAUACACCACUGUUGGCUCAGUUUGUACAACUGCUCCACACCCUGAUAACGGCCAUCCCCCUACAUGCAUUGCACUCUGAUGUCUGUCAAGGUGCCAGGGCACGCCCAAAGCUGCUUGAACAUGAUUUCGAAAUUUCAUGUUUAACAGUUGCUCUAAAUUACAUGUUGCAAAUCUGUAGCUGGUUUUGGUUGUUCUCCAAAGUCACAGGCCCUCUGGCAUCAAAUUCACUCUGAAGUUAAAGGUGGGGUCGGCAGGAUUCCAUUAAAGAAGCAUCUUUUUUUGUGGUGUAUUUACAAAAAAGCUUUAAAUAUCAGUCAAAACCUAUUAGUUAUUGAUGACAUUUGGGAAUAUCAAGAUAUCUUUGUGUUCUCUUAUGUCUGUGUAGUCAACAUUUGAACAUUUUUUGAGUGGCCCGCUCUUUCUGACUGUAAACAAAGCCGUUCUCCGCCUCCCCCAACCUGAUUGGUUGUGAGGCGGAUGCUACUCUUCUGUGUCGUUCAUGAGCCCAAACAAAAUUAUGUGCUACAAAAGUGGACAAUAGAAACCAACCAUAAAGUACGGAAUAUUGUCUGAAUCCAUCUUUGGCCACGACUGCCGACACAAGUAAGAAAACAAAGUAAAUAUGGGAGACUCUAGCAGAAUAACGCUUAUAAAAGAGGUAGACCGGACAAGAGCUAAGAAGCCAGGUCAACAUCAGCAUAACCGAUGGGGGAGGCUUCAGGAUCUUGGUGACCCUGUAACCUUUCUGCUGGACAGGUAAACCGCUUUAACAAAGUAAGACAAGUGUCUGUAACAGAAGUGUUUCUUGUCAAACGGACCUGCUGUAGCGUGUUGUAGCGCCGCUAAACUGUUUACCUCAGGUCCAGGACUAUGUCACUUUAUCCUAGAUGUAGAAGUCCUGCAAACAUUGUGUUUGCUGGUAGUCUGUUGGCAUCUACAGUAGCACCAGUGCUUUUUACUUUCACGUCGACUGGGCCCCUGUUGGCUGGGCCUCUGUUUGUGGGCGGGGCUUGCUGAAGCAGAGAGGGAGGGGAGAGGAGGAACUGAGGGACAAACUGGUUGGGAGGGGUAGAGUUUACAUUCAAGAUUUAUCCCAAAAACUGGCACUUCCUCAGACCCUGCCUACCCCACGUUUAAUACAGUAAAAGUUCUCUGACUGAUUUCACACCAGCUAUUGUAUAACCGAUGUACUUUUGUUUGCUUUUUAUUGGAAACUGAGAACAAACUAAUUACUGUGCUCUGGAGGUCAUAAAACAGUCAAUCCUCGCUAGAAUGUAAAUCCAAACAUCCAAACCAUUCAUGUCACUUCACUUCACUGCAGACAUUUGUGUUCCAGUGCUAAAGCUUUUACACUUCCAGGUCGACAACUCCUCCCUCACUGGCGAGUCCGAGCCCCAAAUUCGUACACCGGACUUCUCCAAUGAAAAUCCUCUGGAGACCAGGAACAUUGUUUUCUUCUCCACCAACUGUGUUGAAGGUAAAAAACUUAAUUACUCAGGGUUAAGUUUCAAAAUCAGUGUCCUGUCUAAGGUGCUUCAGCCUGCCUGCUCUUCCUGUUUCCUCUGCAAACUCCUUGGCAACCUCCAUCCUAGCUCCUCCUUUUUAUGACAUGUCUGAUUUUACCAGUGUCAUAUGCAUUGCCACUGAUGCAUGCUCUCUUCUCUACCCUAAGGGUCUUUGCUGCUGCUCUUCCUACCUUGACAUUUGUGGAUGCACAUGAAACAGAAGGGAGGUGCGCUCUAGUCGCUCCACAUGCACAAGUGGAAAGGCUGGAACUUCCCAGAACAACUUGCUGCAUGAAAACAACUGCAGUAAGUUGCCUGCUUUGUUCUGUAACCUAAGGGUCUUUGCUGCUGCUCUUCCUUCCUUGGCUUUAUGUAUUAAAGGUAAUUAAUUCUAUUUGAUGAAAGUGGUCCUAACAGACAUUUUCUCCAGGUACCGCCAGAGGGAUUGUCAUCAACACCGGAGACCGUACCGUCAUGGGUCGAAUCGCCACCCUCGCUUCCAGCCUUGAAGGCGGCAAAACCCCCAUCGCCGUCGAGAUCGAGCAUUUCAUUCACAUCAUCACCGGUGUGGCCGUCUUUAUUGGUGUCUCCUUCUUCAUCCUCUCGCUCUGCCUUGGGUACAAUUGGCUGGAGGCCAUCAUCUUCCUCAUCGGUAUCAUCGUCGCUAACGUGCCUGAAGGUCUCCUGGCUACUGUCACUGUGAGUUCUGGUGUCACGUGUUGCGUGUUUUUGAACAGGAUAUGUGGAAGUUAAAUUAAUCAUAUGGAAAUGAUGUUUGGCUCUAGGUGUGUCUGACUCUGACCGCCAAGCGUAUGGCCAAGAAGAACUGCUUAGUGAAGAACCUGGAAGCCGUGGAGACCCUGGGAUCCACCUCCACCAUCUGCUCCGAUAAGACCGGCACUCUGACCCAGAACAGGAUGACUGUGGCUCACAUGUGGUUUGACAACCAGAUCCACGAGGCCGACACCACCGAGAACCAGAGCGGGAACUCUUUUGAUAGGAGCUCGGCCACCUGGUCCGCCCUGUCCAGGGUUGCUGGGCUCUGUAACCGUGCCGUCUUCCUGGCUGAUCAGCACGACGUCCCCAUCCUGAAGGUGAAAAUCUACCAGUAUGCAACAUUGGCCUACAAAGCUCUCCACAACCAGUUUCAAACCCACUAAUAUGGAGUAACUCUUCACACAUAACUGUCAUGGAGAAGUUGUGGUGUCCAGAUAAUUGGGCUGUUAGUAGUUGCUCUUCGCCAAUAAUAUGUUCUAAGGGAGUUCAGUCAUAUCAGAACAAAACUUGUAUACAUGUAUUCUCCAUGAUGCUGUUGCUAGGAUACAGACUCAACAUCCUGAGGUGUACUAAGAUCAGGAGACCUUAACCGUGUCACUAUCUCGUCUCACCUGACUGGAUGUUGACUGUCCUACAAGAGAGAACUUUUGAUGAGAUUCCAGACAAAUGAAUUUCCUUUAAGGGAUGAGUAAAUUUCUUGUAUUGUAUAUUUAUCUGUCCCUCAUCCACAGAGAAACACAGCUGGUGACGCCUCAGAAUCCGCUCUGCUGAAGUGCAUCGAGCUGUCCUGCGGAUCAGUCAGCGGCAUGAGGGAAAAAUACCCAAAGCUUGCCGAGAUUCCCUUCAACUCCACCAACAAAUACCAGGUACACAUCUGGAAAAGUUUCCCAUAAUACUCCAACUCAAAUGUCUAUUUUAUUAGUUUAUCUCAGCAGGCAAAGAAAGACAAAACAAGGACCCAAACUGAAAACUGAAAAGUUCAACUAGACGAAAAACACAGAAGGAAAAAACAAAAUAAUUUUACUUUCAAAAUGUCCAACUAAACAAAAAAUACUGGCAAAAACCACAAGGUCAAGGUGAAGUUUGUGGGGCGAUUGUUGAUUUAUGUCUCCAUGUGGUUGUGCUACCUCAAAUUUCCCCUGAUUUAUUUUUCAAAAAUAGUUGUUUGACUGAGAGAAAAACAUCACUGUAGACUUAAUUAAAAAAGGUUUUAACCAGAGUUCCUUGUCCCAUAGCUCUCCAUCCACACGAACACAACACCAGGUGAAACCAAGCACCUGCUGGUCAUGAAAGGAGCCCCUGAGAGGAUUAUGGACCGCUGCUCCACCAUCAUGCUCUCUGGCAAAGAGCAGCCUCUAGAUGAAGAGAUGAAGGAUGCUUUCCAGAGUGCUUAUGUUGAUCUGGGAGGACUUGGAGAGAGAGUGCUGGGUAUGAACACGUGGCUUCACACAUUUAAGUCUUGAUUACAUGAUGAAGAAAUCAGAAAUCAGACCCCUGACUAGCGUUUCUUUCCCACAGGUUUCUGCCACUUUCAACUUCCUGAUGACCAGUUCCCAGAUGGCUUUGCUUUUGACACUGAAGACGUGAAUUUCCCCACUGAGAACCUGUGCUUCAUCGGCCUCAUGGCCAUGAUUGACCCUCCUCGUGCCGCUGUGCCAGAUGCUGUUGGAAAAUGCAGGAGCGCUGGAAUCAAGGUACCAAACUGAAGUCUUUUCAGGUUCAAGUUUCAGAUGGUCUGUGUGAACCUCAUCAAAAAUGUACACCCUCAGAAAUUUCCAGACAAGGCAAAUAAACUGACCUUAACUUUUAGGUAUUUUUCAGUUUCAACUUUUAUCUAAAAAACUCUUAAUUUCUUGUCUUCAGGUCAUCAUGGUCACAGGUGACCAUCCCAUCACAGCUAAGGCUAUUGCAAAAGGUGUGGGUAUCAUCUCAGAGGGCAACGAGACCGUUGAAGACAUUGCCGCUCGCUUGAACGUACCAGUGUCAGAAAUCAACCCGAGGUCAGUGACUCAACAAAGCUUGGACCUGAGGGUUCAGUUCAGAAAAUGUUUGAUUGUUUACGUUUAUUGUACCUCUUGUCCAGUUUAAGGAUGUUAAAAACAACUAAUAGUCCACUGCUGUUAUGAUUUCCUUUCUAGGGAUGCCAAAGCCUGCGUCGUCCACGGUGGCGAGCUGAAAGACAUGACCUCAGAGCAACUCGAUGAUGUGCUGAAAUACCACCCUGAAAUCGUUUUCGCCAGAACCUCUCCUCAGCAGAAACUGAUCAUCGUGGAAGGUUGCCAGAGACAGGUACGAUCAUAAAGAUGCGUCCAAAGACAUCUUCCAUGCUUGAUCGUCUGUUUUUGUUGGAAAUCCUACGAGUAUCUUGUUUUCUUUCCUCAGGGAGCCAUUGUAGCUGUAACAGGUGACGGUGUGAACGACUCUCCCGCUCUGAAGAAGGCCGACAUCGGUGUUGCCAUGGGUAUCGCCGGAUCUGACGUCUCCAAGCAGGCGGCUGACAUGAUCCUGCUGGACGACAACUUUGCCUCCAUCGUUACUGGAGUGGAAGAAGGUAAGACCUGAACCUGCAGAGUUGUGAAAGUGGAGACCACAAAAAGCAUCAUGUAACUGGAUUUCCUCUCUUUUCUAGGCCGUCUGAUCUUUGACAACUUGAAGAAGUCCAUCGCCUACACCCUGACCAGUAACAUCCCCGAGAUCUCACCCUUCCUGCUUUUCAUCGUCGCCAACAUCCCGCUGCCUCUGGGAACCGUCACCAUCCUCUGUAUCGACCUGGGAACUGACAUGGUAAACUACCUAAAGGAAUUAUUCUUCAGGGACAUCAAAACACGUUCUGGGAAGUUAAACUGCAUCUGUUCUCUCUCAGGUUCCUGCCAUCUCCUUGGCUUACGAAGCAGCUGAGAGCGACAUCAUGAAGAGACAGCCCAGAAACCCCAGAAGAGACAAACUUGUGAAUGAGAGGCUCAUCAGUAUGGCCUAUGGACAGAUCGGUAAGCAUCUCGUGAUGCCUAAUUCUAAUUGGCGGAUCAGAAAUUUUUUGUGAAACUUCUGUGGAAGAUCCAUCUGAUUGAAACCAUUUCUCCUUUUUAAGGUAUGAUGCAGGCCGUAGCUGGGUUCUUUACAUACUUCGUGGUCAUGGCUGAAAAUGGUUUCCACCCAACGGACCUUAUAGGUACCAGAAAAUCCUGGGACGACAGAAACGUACAGGACGUGGUGGACAGUUACGGACAGGAGUGGGUCAGUACCAACAAUUAUCCCAUUUUUUUUUCUCCCAGUUUCAUUUUGUUUUUGUACUCAAUUCACAAAAAAUGGAAGUUAAAGUUAAAAACAUGAGCUAGAUACGUUGUAUGAGUGUUUGGCAAUGUCAGAAGGAGUUAGAGAAGAAAGCAAGCUGGUGAAGAAAAUAGGUUUGGAGGACAGGUGGAGCUUGAUGUCAUCCUUAUAGCAACGAAAAUACAUGUUGAAUUCACAAAAGAUAAGGCCAAGACACAGUAAAGAUAAACCAAAUAGGACCCAGGAAAGAACCCUGGGGAACACCAGUAGUGAGAACGGAUGUUUGAUUGCACCUUAUGAAACAAAAAAACAUUAUAAGUAAGUUGAAGCAUUUACAGAAAAUAAGACCAGGACACAAAAGGUUUAUUAUGAACUGAAGAGGACCCUGGAAAGAACCCUGGGGAACACCAGUAGUGACAUAAAAUAGCUUGAAUUUUGACAGUUUCUCAUCCAACUCCUUUCUUCGUCUCUUUGGUCAUUACCAUGCCAACAGUGGGGCAAACAGGGGUUUAACUGUGAGUUAGUUCACCACGUGGAGUGCUGCUUUGAUUGAGAAGAUUCCACAACUCCAAGAAAGAAGUGAGAGGGAAGUUGAGGACAAAAACUAACUCGCUCAAGCUCAAAGAAAAUCUGCUCAUCCUUGAAAUGUUCUCUCUAUCAGACAUACCAGCACAGAAAGGUCCUGGAGUACACCUGCCACACAGCUUUCUUUGUCAGUAUUGUGGUCGUGCAGUGGGCUGAUCUGAUCAUCUGUAAGACCAGGAGGAACUCCAUCGUGCAGCAAGGAAUGAAGUACGUAUGAAUCGGCACAGAUAGUAGAAGAAAUGACAUCAAUGACAUAUGACUGGAGGGUAAAAUUUGGUUAGUAAAAAUUAGACUCAGUACCAAUUAUUUGUCUUUUCCUUUUCUAGGAACCGUAUCCUCAUCUUUGGUCUGUUUGCGGAAACGGCUCUUGCUGCUUUCCUUACUUACUGCCCGGGCAUGGACAUUGCCCUAAGAAUGUACCCUCUUAGGUAAGUCAGAACACAUAAUCACAUCAGAGGUGUGAUUUUUCUGGAUUUAUCCAAGAAGUUGGAUUUCGCCCAGAUGGGUCAGUAGUGAGAACCAUAAAAACUGUUGGAGAAAGGGGAUAAACUAUGAAUGGAGCUUUAAAGAUAGGACCAUACUUUCUUUUAAGUAUCCAUCUCUUUUUUUCAGGCCAAGUUGGUGGUUCUGUGCCUUCCCCUACUCCCUCCUCAUCUUCGUGUACGAUGAAGCUAGAAAAUAUCUCAUCAGACGCUACCCGGGUGGUAAGACCCUCAUUGAAGCUUUCUGUUUCUUUUUAAACUUUUGUUCCAAAAAUCUGCUUUUCUGUGUCAAGAGGUCUCUGAAAUAGAGGACAGAGAUUACAAAAAAGUCCUCUUAGUCAAUUUUGUCCCUGCCUUGGUCAACAAAGAGGUUUCAUGUGAUCCAAACCUUCAAUUGAAAAUCAUUAAAAUUUCUGUUUAACACACUCAUAUUUUCCUGAAAUCCUUGUAGUUUUCCAAAAGUUUAAUAGCAAAAGUCGUUUCAAAGACUUUCUCAAAUUUCUGUCAAAAGUUUCCUAAAAAUAUUCCCAUUGAAAUUUCAAAAACAUUUCCCAAAUUCCCAAAGUACCCUUUUGUAUUUUUUCCUGAAAAUUUUCCAAAGCUUUUGCUAAUUUUUUCAUAACUGUUAGUUGUAUGUUUUGAUAAGGUUCCCACAAAUUUUUGAUUUUUGAACUUGAUUUCCAGAACUGUUAUUUAAAAUUCCAAAAGUAUUUGAAUAUUAAAUAAUAGUUCCUUCCAACUGACUUUUAAGGUUUUAAAAGCUUUCCCCAAAAUAUUUCCAAUAUUCCCCUUUUUAAAAAAAAAAGUUUGCCAAAUUUGUCUCCAGAAAUUCUUAAAAGAAUUUUAAAAUCUUUUCAAAAUUUCAAAUGGAUUCAGGAAAGAUUUCUGAAAAUUUGUACAAAAUUUCAAUUUUUUCAUUCUUAUUAAUUUUCAGGUUCCAUUUGUUUGAAAAGUUUUGAACAUUUUUGAAUGUCAGUCCUUAUUCUUUGUUGAAUAUUUCCCAAAAUUUAAACAUAUUUAACAAAGUUUUCCAGGAAUAACUGAUUUUAAUUCCUUAAUUUUUCCUAAAGCAUGUUUUAUCUAGGUUUGUCCAAUACCCUGAAAAGUUGCAGGAAGUUUUCCCUACUUCUCUGUAGAAUGUUUUCAAAUAAAUCAAAAGAGAUUUCUCAGAAAGUUAAAAAAAAGGAUUUUAAAUCGUUUAAAAUUCCACAAGCUUUAUCCUCCAAAAAUCCAGAAAGUCCCCCCAAAAUUUACUCAACUGUAAGUCCUGAAAAUUGUAAAUGAAGAUUCUUGCAGAUUCAUUGUGACAAAUAAAAACUCAAUAAAAACUUUCUAAAGUUAAAGACCUCAAAUGUGUCCCUAAUUGUGUCUCCUUUGUUUUCUUUUAGGUUGGGUGGAACAGGAGACAUACUACUGAGUCAACAGAAACGCAGGAGAAUCAGUCCAUUUUUCCACCGUUAUUUACUGCCAUGUUAAAUAUUUGUCUGAAAUGUCAGACGAGAUAAAACAAGGAUAAAUUAAGAGAAUCUUGAUGUAAAUGUUGUUUUCAAUUAAAAACUUCCUGAAUAUUCUAAAUCCACGCUGCUUGGUGUUUCUUUUUUAUAUCAAAUAUCACUGAAGUGUUCUCCACAGGGGAAAAAAAAACAGAAGUGUCUGAUGUAACGUCAAUAUUAUUUUACAAAAAAAUCAUGAGAAUUAAAACAUUGCACAAAAGAAAGAAAUGUCCAAAACUCGUGUUUUUUCUGGUGUUGCAAUAACUAAAGGGUGUAAGACUGUAUUUUUAGUUGUUUCACAAAUAAUGUGACUGCAACUUUUUUGUACAAAUUUUG